AUGUCUACUCGUGAGAAAAAACCCGAAUCCAGCGCAAUCCAAGACUUCUUGAGAAGAGUCUUUUUGAACUACUCAGUCUCCGGCACUCGCUACAGCAUGAACUACCUGCGUCUCCCAAAAUACAUCCAGCUCUGCGAAGAUGCUCACCUUCUCGGGCAAGACUUGAAAUCUAGAGAUAUUGAAGUCCUGUUCCAUUCUCUCAACAAAAGGAACCCAAAUAUGACUUUUAAAGCCUUUUUGGAGACUUUUACAAAACUUUCUGAGCUGAAGUUCCCAGACCUCUUUAGAAGAAACCCAGGAGAAGCCUUUUCCAAACUAAUCAUGGCCCAUUUCCUGCCUCUGGCUGAAGAGCUGCAAGCUAAACGAGAGCUGGUGACUGACGACAUGCUGGAAGUCUCUGAAGACUGCAAAAUGAUCCUCCACAACGUCAACAAAGGCUUAAAGCAGCUCUAUUUGGACACUUUUAGCUGGGAAACUGAAAACGAAACAUAUGACAACAUAAUGAACAAGUCCCAAAACGCCUUAGAAAUAUUACUGAGAGAGCUUGACAUUUACCCAGCCCUCAUCAGCAAGGCUAAAAUCUACUCCUUUUGGCGAGACAUCGUGAUAAUGCAAGACGCGACUUUUCAGCCAGCAGUCGAGCUCCUUCCUCAAGGCACCCAAGACAUCGGCAAAGUCCUCACCCUCAGCAAGUUUAUAUUGAUAAUCUACCUCUGCUCUAUUUUUGGGUACCAAGAAUCCCAAGUUUCCCCUAACUCCAAUUCUGAAAAACUGCUAAUUCUGUUAGAAAGAAUGGAACUUACCCGAAACAGCGCCAUUGCUUCUAAGAACUCAUUAUUGCCUUCGACAGACGUAAUGCAAAUUAUUAUGCAAAAAGAGCAAGCUGAAAUCCAACCUUCUCAACUUGAAAACCAGUCAGUAGAUGAAAACGCUGACUAUGGCUUAGACCAAGAAGGCGAAGAAAUUGUAGAAAAAUACGCGUAUAGGAUCCAGAGGAUUUUCCAGGUUUACUGUGCAUAUGGAGAUGCUCUUAAUACGUCUUCAAUGAAGUCUUCAAACUUGUUAAAGCUGCUAAAAGACUGUGGAUUAUUAAGCGAAACCCAGGUCUCAGAAAGCUUUGAUAUAUCAGUUUGUAGGAAAGGCAAGGAGGUGCCUAUUAUUACUGCAGUCGAAAUUGACUUGAUUUUUUCAAAGCUGACAGGGAUUAAUAAAGUUAAUAAAAACCAAAAACUGGCCAGGAAAAUCGAUUUUCAGCAGUUUUUGAAAGCAUUGGAAAUUAUUGCAAGAAAAGUUUACCCAACACAGCCAAUACAAGAAGCGUACCGUUUGCUGCUGGAAGAGUAUAUUUUGAAGCUAGAAGAAGAACUAAAUGAAAGCAGAAUAGUGUGUUCAGAAAACAUUAAGGAGGCGCUGGAGAGCUUGAAAAAUGAUGAUAUUAUUGAAGCUCUCAGCAUUGUGCAUAGGUCAAUUUUAUAUUUUUAUAGAUAUUACACUGACAACCAAAAUCUUAUGAGCUAUCCUAUAUAUUAUAAAUAAAGCAAAAUAAAAACAUUUUACUCCCCCCCCCCCCUCCGUGAGCGAACAAAACCAUUAGAAAAAUCGCCAUUUUUUGACCAAAAACCCACCCUCCGUGAGUGAACAAAAAUUUUUUUAAUAGAAAAAAUUUUUAAAUGAAAAAAAAUUUUGAUAUAUAAGUGAUAAUUUAGUAUAAUGAAAUCUAGAGCUAAUUCUGUUUAAUUUUAAACAAAUUGCGUUUUAAAACAUAAAUUUUGCAAAUUAAAUUAAUAUUUGCUUCCCAAUUUUUGCAAAUUAGGAUUUUUUUUAAAUUUCGAAAAAAAUAUUUUUUAUAAAAUUUAUAUAUAAAUUUUUUUUUAAAAAAAAAAAUUAACCCCCCUCCGUGAGCGAACAAAAUUUUUUUGUUCGCUCACGGAGGGGGGGGGGGGAGUUAGGAAAAUAAUUUAGGUUAUUUUUUAUGGAAUAUAACAAUUUCAUUGCUUUUUGCAGAGAUUUCGAAUUAUUCCCUGAUUUGGUCUCCAAAACUAAACUUGUCAGGUUUUUCUACACCUUGGCUGGAAUGGCCAAUGAAAAUGAGCCUGGAGUCUCAUUAGAUGCAAGCUUAUCUCGCACGUCAAUCCAAGAAAAACUCAGCAAGACUUCAACUGAGACAAUUGAUGAGCAUUUAUUUGUGGAAGCUUUAGCCUUGAUUUCUGCUGAAGUAAAAUACGAAGACCCGAACUUGAACCCUAUUGAAAAACUUUGCUUUUUGAUGGAAAGGAUGAGCCAAAGCACUGGCCCAGUGAAGAUUUUGAGAGAACAAGGGCAUAACAGAAGCUCUCAUGGAGAAAUCCAUGAUUUAUUGGCAUUGCUAAAGGUGAGAUACCCUCAGAUUCUGGACCAUACCCAGAAGAAAGAGUUGAACUUCGAAGAUUUGGCCUCUUUAAUUUCAAUCUAA
Messenger RNA from Blepharisma stoltei, 2452 nucleotides. The record is from the annotation of a GenBank genome assembly. Lineage: Eukaryota; Ciliophora; Heterotrichea; Heterotrichida; Blepharismidae.